This is a messenger RNA of Fopius arisanus, 3270 nucleotides long. RefSeq lists its product as uncharacterized. Gene Ontology annotation, biological process: regulation of transcription by RNA polymerase II. The transcript has 3 exons. NCBI's taxonomy places the organism in Eukaryota, Metazoa, Arthropoda, Insecta, Hymenoptera, Braconidae. The coding region runs from base 385 to 3114 and encodes 909 amino acids. Gene Ontology annotation, cellular component: nucleus. Gene Ontology annotation, molecular function: transcription coregulator activity. The record is from RefSeq and is a predicted model, not a curated record.
AGGAAUAACUCAUGAGUAUUUUUAAAGAUUUUUUACUGUGCAAUUUAAAAGAAUACAGUGGAACAAAGAACAACCUUGAAAUAUUUUCGUGAAGAAAGCUGAUAGUAGGAGUAACAAACAUAAAAAUGAUAGUGCAUUUAUUUAGAUAAAGUUUUUGGAGUGGGAGUGCUUGGGAUGGAGAAAUCAAAUUUUUCCCGCGUCGAGACUAGUACCAAAAUGCCGGGCCCUAGGGUCCCCAGGUGGAACUCCAGUGGGUACUUGCGCGCCACUUGCAAAAACUUGGUUAUGAGCCCCUUCAAACCCUAAAUGGCGGCUUUGCAAUUACAAUGUAGUAAAUUAAAUCCCAUGAGUGCUGUGAAUUAGAGCCUUGAAGAAGCUCCCCAGAUGUCUAAUGACAGUGAAGUGCUCGGUAGACCUCCACACUCGCCUCGGACCCAAAAAAUUCCAAAAUCUCAACGUCCAGAGGGCAAUUGGUCAAUCACAAAUUCUCAGGCAACACUCGGUACUAACGAUUGUCAACGCAACGUGCAAUUCGCAUCAACAAACCUCUGGAUUGCCGACAACAAAUUCAUCAAAGACAGAAAUAGCGAUUUCAGCGAGGUUGAGUCCAUGAUUAUCGCAUCCAGAGGCUGGAAUGGAUAUCACACAGCUCCAAAAUCGGAAGAGAGUCAGAAGCCGCCGAGGGGUCAUUCAAAGACAGUGGAGGACAUCGAGAAAUGGUUGAAGACACGUCCAGAGUCAGCCCCACUGGAUUCCCUGAAGCCAGAGCUGGAGGCAGUGGAUAAAUACCUGUCACCAUUUCUCUCGAAGGAUCAGGACCUGAUCGACAUCGACUACCCAGACAAAAAGCUGUCCCUCGGGUACGAUCCACCGUACGAUCAGUUCCAAGAUCUCCACAAUGAGAAGUACCUUGAGGUAUGCAAGGAUGGCUUCAGCCUCCCAGAGUUUCAGUUGGACAACGAUAUGGUGGUGGCCGGUGAGAUUCUUCCCUCGACGAGCACACAGCCGGAUUUUCAAGACCUUGAAGAGCCCCAGGAGGAGCCAGAACACCCCAGAAAUCCACCGGUACCGGAUUUUGCCCUGACGACCCCUCAGGAAGACGUGGGUAAUAACCAAUCGAUCUCUGAUGACGACGUGCUCACUCUCGAGGAUUUCAGGCCAGUCAUGGAGAGUGAAAAGCCCUUGACCCCUCCAAAUCCCCUUGUGAGGGUGGAGGAGGCACUGCCUGAGGUGAAGAUCGAGCCCAGAAUCACGAAGAAACGGAGGAAAAUUGUGAAGAUCCAGGAGAAGUGCUUGAAGUACGAAGAGGAAAAUGUGAGGACUGACAAGGAUGGGAUCAUGGCGGUGGUGGCGAUAUCCACGGAUAAAAUCUCCAACAUGACACAAAUCGUCAUCAACACUGGAAAAGAGGAGCAGAUCUACCAGGGGAAGACGUCAGAGCUCAUGGAGGCAACUGGUUAUUUUUCCAAUAUUCCCAUGAUCGAUGGAAGUGGAUGGGGAAAGGAAGGAGGAAGCAGCAGCCACGAGGUCAUCAUCACGAAUGCUCUGGAGGAGCUGGGAUUUACCGAGGAGGGACUCCUCUCCAAGGCCCUAACUGUCACCGAGAGUGGAAAGACCUGGAUCUGCCCCAGGGAGGACUGCAGCAGAGAAUUCAAUCGACUCUAUGCUCUCAAGGGACAUCUCCUUGCCCACUACGGUGUGAGACCCUUCAAGUGUGAUUACGAGGGCUGCACCUGGGCAUUUUAUUCUGAUUUCAAGCUCAAACGCCACAAGGAGACUCACCUGAAGCGAAAGGAUUACGUGUGUCAGGUGCCAGAUUGCAAUCGUCGUUUCACCACAGUUUACAAUUUGUGGACCCACGAGAAGCUCCACAGUCGACCCAAUCGUAUCCCCUGUCUGGUCCCCGACUGCGUCGAACGUUUCCAGACAAAACGAGCACUCGAGAUUCACAUGAAGUCCCACGAUCAGAAGCACGCACCCUACGUGUGCACUCACGAGGGCUGUGGAAAGCGUUACUACAGCUCGAAUGCCUUCACCUCGCACCAAAAAUGCCACAGCUACAAGGAGGAGGAGGUGAAAUGCGGAUGGAUUGGGUGUGGUAAAGUCUUCGACAAGCCCUGUCGACUCAAGGCUCACGUCAGGUGUCACACAGGCUCGAAACCCUACUCCUGCGCUUAUCCUGGCUGCGAGUGGGCGUUCUCAUCGUCCAGUAAACUCAAACGACACGAGAAGAAGCACACGAAUGAGAGAAAAUUUCCCUGUGAAUUUCCAGGGUGCAGCAAGGCUUUCAUGAGGUCUGAACACCUCAAGGAGCACAGGCUCACUCACAAGGAGGGGAGAUUUUUCCGCUGCUACAUGUGUGAUGCGAGUUUCUCUGCUAAAAGCAGUCUCUACGUCCACAUAAAGAAGCACCAGAACAGGGAGAGCAACGGAAUUGUCCAGAAUUCCAGAGUAAAAGUGUUGCAGAGACAAAUGGAGGACUCCGAGAGUGUCAAGACCAUCUGCAACGAACUCUCAGUUAGACUGGAAUCCUCAGCCCCUGAGGCGAUCCUCCAGGAGUCCCUGGAGUGCCCAGGGGAAGAUCAGAGUGAUGAUUACGCUGGGAAAAUCCAGGUCGACCGUGGAGAACUUCCCAGAAGGAUUUGCCCAUCGAAAUUGUCGUUGAAGCCUCGAGAAGAGGGGAAUGACGAUCUCAAUUAUGUUUUUUAUGAGUGCCAGGUGCAACAGGGAGAAGUGGUGGAAGGAAUUGAAGGAAUUGAAAGAGUGGAAGGGGUGGAAGGGGUGAAUGGGGAGGAAGGAGAGGCAGCCGAGGCAGGAGAGGUGGGAUCUGCGCCUGAACCUGAACCACCACCGAGGAUUGCAAGAGGUAGGAGGGGACAGGGCGCUGCGAGGACUGGACUUACGUGUGAGGAUGUCUGGAGGAUGAAGAGGAGAAAUAUUGGUCUGAAUUGUGUGGGACCCUGUGAUGUUGUCCUCGGUGGUGGUAUAAUUGCCGAGGAACUGAUGAUCGAGGAGGAAUUACCCUCUAUGUUCUAUCAGGAGGAUCUCGGAAACGAGUGCCAGGUACUCCUGAUGGAAGGGGCCGAGGGGACCAUUGGGCUGAGACUGGAGUGAUGAAUGUAUCUGUGAUGACUGGCCGGUGUGGAUGUAUAUUGUCGAUAGCAUAAGAUUUUUUCACUCUGAAUGGUUAUUUUGUAUUAAUAAAUGUUGAUAUUUUUGGAUAGCCGGUGGUGGACUUUAUCCCCGAAACUUUCAGACUCUGCAAUAAAA